UAAAAAAGCGCCGGUGUAUUAUGUAGUAGUCCUAGACCUAAGCACGAAGAGUCGGUAUUCAAAUAAUGUGAAUUAAGAUGCCUGUAGGUGAAGUAAAACGGGGGACUUCGUGUUUUCUCGACUUAGGAAUACGGUAGCUUCAUCUCGUGCGUGGCUAGUUAGGUAAAUCUUGAAAAAUGGUGUGACCGCCUGCCUAAUCAAAUUUGGCCUCAAUCGUCAAAGCGUCAAAGAAAUUAAGACGUCCAUAAAGGAUAAUAACGUACUGCAAAGGAUAUGUUGCAAGAAAACAAAAUGGACACGGAUGUUUACGCAAGCAUCCUAACGAUCCAGAGAGACGACACCUAAGAGUGAAACAUUGGAUUUUGAAACUCCGCACAGCUCACUGACCUCUGGUACAUUAUAUGCCUAUGUGAACAGCGUGUGCCGAAGCAGUGGUUCUCAUUUGAAAACUAACGAAGGGAAAAAGAAACUUCCUGGAUGUACCCUGACAUAGUAAAAUUCAUGUUUCUGAACGAGUAAUUAUUUUUACAUGGUUGCAUUAUGCAAAUUCGGCGAUAAUACUCACUAAUUCCUGGAAUAAAAUACCUCGUGACCAUAUUUAUGUUGGCAAAGGGCAUGGUGUAAGAGCACUCUUGGUUGAUCUUUAUAAAUCAAUUUUGUGAUGUAGUGGCAAUGUUUUUUCGGAUUUCCAGUUCACCGGAAACGAAUAAUUUGUUGAAAAUCGCAAACAUAGUUUCCGUUUCCAGAGUGUUUAAGCUCUCGAAAUUCGUUCGAGCGGAUAUGAACUGAUGCGGUGAUGUAUUGAUACAUGCGCAUGACGUCGUUAAAAAUUGCUUACAGCGAUGCAAGUCCGUAAAGUUUCUGUCUAGCUCCACACUUUUAGUAUACCUUGCAGAGUUUCCGUGACGUGGCUAACAAUUGGUUGCACUCCGAACCUAUCGUUGCGUUGCUAAUUUUAUCUUAUCGUGCGGAGAGUGCUGAUUUAUUUAUACGUUUCUUUCGUUUUUAUUGGGAAUCGCAACAAAUUCUACUGUAAUCAAAUUCAGAUCGUUAACGCCGUCCUUUAAUCCGCGACGCAUAAAAAUACGUGUUACGUACAAUAAAUAGCACUGGAAAAGAUUUUUUAUUCGUGGAUAAUUUGUGGAUUCUAGUUUUCGUACAGCUGCAAGUAAUCCGAAGUUACAAGCCAACAUGGACGAAUACGACACGAAGUUUGCCGAGAUGCAAAAGUACAUUCCAUUCUUGGAGGCGAUGAUCGAGCGGCUCCAGAAGGUCAAGGAUAAGUCACGGGAAGCACAGUUGCAGAAGAUGCAGAGUCUACACGGAAUCCUCUCUAACAGCAAAAGAAAGUUGAGGAUUGAAACCUUACAGAGAUGCGAGGAUGUACUCCAGAAGCUACACAAUAAAGUAGAAAAGGGGAAUUCGACAGGGUUGAAUACUUUGCACAAAAAGUCUGGAGAGAAUACUCCGCAGAAUACGAGUUUGAGGAAAACGGUCAGCAUUGCGUCACCCGAAAAACCUUCAAUAGGAACGAUGGAUCAUGAAACUCCGGCAAGCCCUAGCCCACCUGCUAGCCCUGACCAUAUGCCAAGAUCAACCCCUAUCAUUAUUCCAACAGAGCGAAAAGAGGAAGGAAGCCUUAGUAAAUGUGAUAGUAAACCCGCCAGCCCAGAUCAGUGUGAGAAUAUACCGGUAACAGCUCCGAUCAUCAUUCCGAUGGAGCGAAAAGGCGAAUGCGACAAAGACAAGAGUUCCGAAAAUCACAAUACCACUCAUUGUGGUUCAGAUAGUAACGAUAUUUUCUCAGAAUGGGAUAUGCUUGAAGAAUCGGAAAUUCAAAUCACCAAGUCACGUAAAAGCACGUGUCAACCAGGAGUCAUUCCUGGUACCGACUUAGUGACUACAGCAAAAUCCGUUUCCAAUAAUCUGCAACCAAAAGUCAUUCCAGAGGGCAGGCCUCAUAUACCAAUGGCAACCCGACAUAUACCGACUGUACCUGUACCUUCUUUGGGAGGAUUACGUAAAAUUAAGUCAGUUUUUGAUAAAACUAGACUAGGCAACGUUAAUGCCAGUUCCGCGCAUUUGGACGGCAGCCCACAAUCCCCAGUAAAUGUUCUAGAAACUAGGCUUAAGUCUCCUGAUCCUGAUAUGUUGUUCCCAAGGUUGAAAAUGAUGUCGCCAAGACAUAAAGAAGGUGUGAACCUGCCAAAAGUGAGUCCAAAACCUUCGACACCUUUGUUGGUAUCGCCUCCAUCGGUGCUUACAGAACCACCGCUAUCUAUAGAAGAUUUAGCAGAAUUACUUAGCGAUGAGGGAGAUAAAACAAAAAAAGAUAAGCAUCACAAAGAUAGUAUCAUCAAUGAAGAAUUCUGUAAAUCAACAAAGGAAGUUAGUGGCGAAAAAAUCAACAGAAGUAGGAAAGAAACAUCAGGAAAACAUGAACACAAAAGUCAUAAAGAUAGCAACGAAUCUGAGGUUCCUAACAGUUUUGUACUGACACAAGCGGACAUUGAUAGAGAAAGUGAAAGGCGGUGGGAAGAAGUGGACAAACAUAUUGUUAAACUGACUGCCCGAAGGCUUUUACCUAAUAAACCUUCGAAUUCUCCCCUGAAUACAAGACUUGAAGCUUCAAAAGCUGGGGAUAUCAAAUCGGCGUCACCUCCUCCAAGGAUAUCACAGCCGCUAUUAUCUCCUGGAUUAUUGAAUUCGGAGAAAUCAGCUGAUCACAGAAAUCGACCGCCGUCUCCAUUACAAAAUGUAGUCAAAGAAAAGGAGAACGAAAGAGAGCAUCGCUAUGCGGAUAAUUAUGAAAGGCAUCCUCGUCAAUUCCGAGACCUACAUGACUCAGGAGACGAUACCAAAGAUAAAAAUGUAUCUAGUAAUUUAUCUCGAAUAGUAGAUGAUCAACUAAGUAACGUAGGAUAUUCAAAUCUCCGGAAUAAUAUCGAUAUUGUCCCAAAAUCUGACGACAGUACAAGAAACACACCACUUUACCAAAGGCGUAGUCAACCAAACGUAGUGCCUGAUCCAACUCUCAUGUCGGGUCAAAUUGAAGAUUACAGAAGAGAAAAUGUUGAUUUCUUCCCCAGAAUGCCUGGGCCAACAACAAAAAGGCCACCAUUGUUACCUUCUCCUAUUAUACCCGAUUUCCCUAAUUCGCAGUGGGGAUCUCCAGCGACUUAUACUGGAAAUAUUCGACCAUCAGUUCCUGCUCCAAAUUCUUACCAAAGACCUCCCAACAAUUCAAAUUUUCACCAAGAUAUGUGGCCAAUGGGACCAGGAUGUUCUCAAGGCAUACCAGUGGAUUUUCAUCCAAUGAAUGAUCCCGAUCCAAACUUCUCACAGUUCAACCCUCAUCCACCUAACAGGCCUUUACCCAAUCCCACAUCUCGACCUCAGGAACUGAACCAUGGUUUAAAUCCUGAAGGUGUAUUCAGGGAGGAACCCAUGGGCCCUACAACAGUUCAACCGAUGUUAUCACCACCCAACUUUCCAACUGGAACCCACUACCGGAAUUCCAGAAUGGAAAAUAGGACUUAUGAUCCAUCGUAUGAUAGAUCUUCCGAAAUUUCUCAAGGACGUCACACGUGGGAUACAUCAUCAACUAGAGUAAGUGAUGUAGGGUACAGAAGAGACGGUGGUGACUCUAGUCGUGGUAGAACAAACACAGACGGUCCUAAUUGUAGACCCGGAACACCAGCACCAUAUAAUAGGCCAGGUACUCCUGGACUGUGGGCCAGAGAGAGAGAAAGGCCUGAAAAAGAUUGGACAAGAAGAGGACGAGGAAGGGAUCGUUUUUACAGUGAUCGAGGUAGAUCUGACUCGCGAGGUCCGUUUGCUCGCGAUUCUCGGAGAGCCGAUUGGGAACCCAAUGCCAAUGAAAGAGACAAUCGUGUUCGGUUGAAUAGGGAUAACAGAGUCUCUGAAAGAGACCCUCGUAUGCGAUGUGAGCAACAGCCACAAAGUACUGCUCAACCUAGAGAAACUGUGACUGCAGCAACUGUCAGGGACCCUCGUUUGCUCAAAGAUUCCUUAAACGUACCUGAUAAAGCUAAGGAUGCUGUCAGCUUACCAGGUGAUAGAGAUCCAAGGAGACGAAGUUGUGAGACCAAAGGUCCUUCAAAAAAUAUUCCCAGUGGUACGCAAUUGAAGACGAAGGAAAAGAACAAAAUUCAAAAAUCGGCGGAUAUGAAAAAUCGUCGAGAAUCUGAGCAUGAUGAAAAAGAAGUAGGCUCGAAAGACAAAUUGCACUCCCCAUUAGAAAGUCUGUACGGUGUAAUUGAUACAAAGGCAAAAACUGGGCAAGGAUAUGGUCUUCAGAAAUUUAAGAUACCAAAAAUCAAACGCCCUGAUCCUUCCGCACCUCCGCCCAAAAAUGAUCCGCCUGGAACUGAAAUUAAAGUCGAAGAAACAAGCUCUUCGGUAAAUGAGCAGUUACCCGAAACGAACUGUCCAAAAUUGGUAAAUGAGAAAGAUGAGAGUGAUUCAACUAAACAGAAACUAGAUGAAGAUAUCGGAAAAACAGAUGAAGAGAAAAAUAUUCCUCAAAGUGAGCAACUGAAAAAUAUAGUGGCCAAAGAAACAGAUAUUGCUCCAGUGAUAAAAGUGGAUGCUCAAACUGCUAAAGAUAUCAUCCCUGAAGUAGUAGCUAGUGUUCCUACACCUUGUUCACAAGUCCCCAGUGAACAGCCGUGUGAGCUUGAAGCCUUGAAAGAAUCUGAUGCUUCUAAACCAAAGGAAGAAGUAACUAAAGAGUGGAUCGAGGCUUUAAUUAGAAAAUCUUUCGAAUUUGGCCAAGGUAAAGAACUAUUCGACCAAGCCAAAUUAUUGCAUAAGUUAGGUGAGGCUCUCCAUGCAAAAAAAUUGAAAAAAAUAAAGAAGAUCAUAGAGUCAGAUUCUGAGAGUAGCAGUUCAAGUAAAGAAGAUGAAAUAAUCGAACCUAGAAAGUUACUAGGAAAAAAAAAAAGACGUGUUAUUGUUUCUGAUAGUUCGGAAGAGGAAUCUUUGGCAGACAGAUUAGGUUUAAUGAAUAAGUCAACAAACGAACAAACUAAAAAGAAUCGAAAGCUGAAGGCAGAGACCGAAGAAAAGAAUGAAGACAUAAAGAAAACUAAAAAUAAAAAUGACGACGACAAUGACAAUCCUGAAGCUCUCUUGAAUAAAGAUGACAAGAUGCUAAAAGAAGUAAACGAUGCUGAAAAUACGUGUGAUUCAAGUGCUGUGAAUGAAGAAGUGAUAGUUCCUACGUCGAAGAAAAAGACAACUUCCAAAAAACGAGUUAAACGGAGUAAAAAAGUAGAAUCUAAUGUUGAGAAUGUUGUUGCAGAUAGUUUGCCAGUGGGAUCGAAUUUAUCUAAGGAUGAAAUGAAAAGUGAGGAAAAUAAAGAGAUAGAAGAAAAGACACCAGCCCGUAUAAAACAUAGAAGAAGAAACUCUCUAGAAAUGUUGCAGGAAGAUAUAAGAGAAAUGUUUAUAAGUGAAGGUGUUGUAACUGCGACUGGACAUCGAAUGUGUAGAUUGAUCAAGGAAGGGCAUUCUGAACUGAACACCCCUUCAAGCAACUCCUCGGUAAAAAUGCCUAAUAAAAUUGAUGGGAAACAAAACAAUCUCUCUACUAAUUCUGAGAGUGAUGAGGCUAAGAAAGAUGCUCCUACUUCAAUUUGUAAAAGUAAAGCUAAAACUGCUCAGAACUUACAAGAAAAGGAUGAUGUGGAAUCUUGUGUAAGCUCACAAAAACGAACUUCAAGACGAGUAUCCAAAGUUCUUUCGAAACAAUACAUAGAGUCUUCAGAUAGUGAAGACAACAAACCAUUAGCCCAAUCGUUAUCAAGGUUUGAGAGGUUGAAAUUGCUUCCUGAUUCAGAAACAACAGUAACUGAAGAUCAAAGUGGAGCUUCAGAAAAAACAGAAGUACUACAGUCAUUGGAAGUACCAAAAUCCGAGGAUUCCCAGGAAGUUAUGUGUUUGCGCCGCAGCAAACGCGUCCCCAGGGUUUUAAUUGAGAAAACUGAGGUGACGAAAAUUGAUUCGUCUAAAAUAAUGUUUGACAGUUCUUCUGAUGAGAGCUUUGGCAUUGAUGUAUCAGAGUUAGCUGCAGCAGUUGACAUAUCUCUUCAUCCUGAACCUCAAUCUCAUCCUGAUCCUGAUUUGAAUGAAAAUUCUAAGCCUUCUAGAAGAAAGACACGUAUGCAAACUAGCGCCAAGCAGAAACAGUCGUCUCGAAAAAGUAGGACUGCAAAAACUACAGAAGACAAAGCUGACGACACAAUGUCUUUCACUGAUGAAGGCAGCAUGCUGUCAGACAUUUCUAUGUCUAGCAGCAUUACAUCGACUAAAAAAAUUACCAGAAAUUCGAAUUGCAGAAAUUCGAAUAAAGCUCAACCAGAUACAAACGAAGAAUUAUUAAGUGAUAUCCUAAUUGGACUCACAUCCAAGCCAGCAGCAGAGAAGCCAACAGAUGAAAUUGAAAAAGAGAGUGAUAUAGAUGCAGAUGAAGAAUUGGAUGAAAAUGUUUGUGAAACUUCAGAAGGACUCAAAAAAGGGAUUACGAAGAAAAAAAAGAAGAAGUGUAAUUGGCAAUUGGGUAUUUUAUCUAAAAAGAAAAAGAAAAAGAAAACAUCCGCCGUUACAUCACCUUUAGUUCCAUCAUCCGAGUCUGAAUUGACCAGUCCACCAGAAAGUUCGAAUAAAAGUAAGGAUACUUCUCUCACCAUUUCUGAUCCUUCUGACUCUGCGGUCAUUAACAGCAUUGUCCAAGAUCAGUCUUUUCUUUCAUCCAAUGAACCAGAUAUGCCGCGGAUAAUUGAAGCUUACAGUCUGAAAAGUGAUGACAACAUUCUGGAAAGUAUCCCAAGCACCCAGUUUAAUAAAUUGGAUUCUGCAUCGCGAGAUAGCAAUGUUGAAUUUGUGAGCACUAUUAACAGCACACUUUGGCCUGAGAAACAGGAAUGGCCUGAGAAACAGGAACAGAAAGAAAUUAUUCAGGAUAAAGCAAACGUUACUAAAACUCCAUCACCUAAGAUUAAGCAAACAGGAAAUAAAGGUAGUACUGAUAACGAAACAUGUAGCAUCGCACAAGUUGACACAAUUGAGGAUCUUAGUCCUUUGAAGUUUGAAAAGUUACUCAAUUAUGCGUUCACAGGACCAGAAAAGUAUAGCUGUGUGCUAUGCACAUUCACAGGUAAAAAUAUUGUUCAUCAUUACAAGUUGAACCAUCCUGAUGAUGAAGUCUUAAUUUCAAGACUUAUGCCAGUGGAUGCUAAAAAAGCUAUUGAGCAAUCAAGUAACAUUGUUGAUAGAGUGCAUCAAUCGAACAAAAAAGAGGAACUCAAAUACAAUUGUAGAUUCUGCCUUUAUAGUGCAGAAGGUAAAAAAGAAACUGCAAAAGAAUUAUUUUACGAGCAUUGUACUACUCACACAGGAGAGUACAGAUUCAAAUGUGUUAGCUGUACUUAUCAAACUGUUGCAAGGUCCUCUAUCAGAUCACAUUAUUAUAAGGUAUGUCGGAAAUUCGCAGACAACGUUUCAGUUGCAAUGGUUGAAGAUGCCAUACCUGCAGAAGACAAUGUGAAUGGCUACAUUUGUUCGAUUUGUAAUUACGUGCAAUUGAAAAAAUGCAAUAUGGAAAAACAUCUUAUUUCAAAACACCGUGCAAGUGCUAAUGCCAAAGGCAUCCUAAUAAACAUGGCAUUAACAGCAGAUAAAGCAUCUACUUUUCAGAAACCAACUGAUUUGACUGAUAGCGAUUGUAUCAUAGAAAUCCAAGAAUCAGCCAAUUCGGUAAAGGAUAAGAAAACCAUAAUGGAACAGUCAAAUAAUUUAGAUGAUGUUAUUGAAAUCGCUGAUAAUAGAGAUGCAGAAAGUAGUGAAACCAUACACCCUAAAGACAACCUCGAGGUGAUCAUAAAAGAUAAAAAAGUCUGUUUGACAAAGCCUGUAGAGUCUGCCAACCAUACAUCAUCGGUUGAAGAAAAAAGUGAAGAUGUAAUGGAAUCUCCUAAAGAGGGGGUAAAAAUUAGUGCUGCUGUAUUGGAAACCAGUGAAUCGUUGCAACAAGAAUCAGAAUCGUCAUCGGUUGGUGGUGGUAAUUUGAGUGCGUUUGUAUGUCCCCCAGAAAUAGCAAUCAAGGAACAUGAAAUACAACUGGAACGGAGAAAGAAGAUGCAAGAAAUUGUAGAAAAUAUUGGGAUUAAAGUGAACAAAGGUGGAGUUACAAAGCCAUUAUCAAUUAUUGAUCAACUGAGAGUGAAAAUGGACACAAACUCCCAAACAUCCGACGAUCUUAACACAACAGAGAAACGCACCAUUGGACUAUCUAUGAAUUCUUUGGAAAAACUAAAGCAAAGUCCAGUUCAUGCAGAAGCAAAUGAGAGUUUCAUUGAUAAGACCUUACCUGAGUCAAAUGUCGGUGCAAGCCUGUUUGACCAAGUGAUGUUUCAGUCUGAUGCAAAACUCAACUUGUCAUCCAGUAGCAUAGAAGCUCCUUCAUUCGUAGAGCAUUUGGAAAAGAAUUCAAAUAAUUUGGAAACCAAAAUAACAGAUCCACUAGCAACGUUUGAUGAUAAUUUCCAAAACUUUGGUAGUGACACUGAGACAAGUGACACUGAAAUUAUGAGCACUUCGGUACCUUAUGAGUCGGAUUCCAGCAAUGAACAGUCAGAGUGUGAAAUAUUGUCACAGGAUGUCAAUUCGUUACUCGAAGUCUCAGGAACUGAUGGUAAUACCCCUACUAAAGGACUUAUGCAUAGUACCAUACAAAGACUGGCAGCUCAGCUACAAAACGCGAAGAGUUCUUCACCUGGCCAGUCUGUCAAUGAUGCACUAACAAAGGUUGAAAAGACCGACAAGCGCUUGAUUCCAGAACCUCCUGCAGCAAUACCUCUGUCCAGUAUUAAUCAAUUAUACAACACAAACGUUUUGAAAUCUGAAGACUCAUCCUGUGACCAGUCAGAGGAUUCUUCUACUCCAAAAAAUUUGAUCAGAAUCCGUCGACUCAGCGGUGAUAAGCUCUCAAUCCCCUCAACUCCACCUGAGACACAAGAAGCACUUCAAUUAUCCAGUACUGAGGGCAGUGCUUCAGAGUUAGGGGCUGAUGUGCUGCAGACAGAUACAGAAGAAGAAUGUUCGUUCCUGCGGAUAGAAAAUGUUGUUAGUCUUGCACCAUCAGCGGAUGAUACAGAGAGUGAAAAUUCAAUAAUCAGUGAUAUAAGAAAAGCUGUUGGAACAUCGCCAAUUAAACAAAAUAUUUCAAUCCUAAAGAAGAGCCCGAUCAUUCUACAGAAAGUGGGAAAUAGGUCCAUUCUUAAUCAACGAAUCAUGAGCAGUUUGGGCAACAAUGGAGAACCGAUCAAAAUAAUACCAUUACCUAUGAACAAUAUGCAGUCUCCUUCCCAGUCUCCAAAGCAAGUUGUAACCAAUAUCGUUACCGUGCAAUCUAGCCCUAAAAUUCAAGUGGGUGGAAACCUAAAAAACAAAGUCUUUGUACCCACCGUUAUGAAGAAAGGUGCCACAAGCAGUAGUAAUACAAAGACAAAACCAGCUGGGAGCGGAGCUGUACCUCAUAAAUCAAAUUUCAAAUUCAUCAAAAUAAAGAAACCACCAACAAUGUUGAAGCAUAAAGAACACAUUGCUCAGUCAGUCAUCAUGAAACUCAAAUCUACAGAAGCUUUACGAUCUAUGCUCAAGCCUGCAAAAUUAUGCCAUCUCUUCAAGUGUAUGGAACGGAAUUGCAUUUAUACAACAAAUUCGUUGGAAUAUUUCAAAAAACAUUUCGAUGAACACGUGAAUGUCUGUAUUAAGAAAAAUAAGAAACGGCCGUUUGGUUGUCAAAAUUGUCCAUACUGUUGCACAGUUCUAGAAGAUUGGAGUCACAUGGAAACACAUUUAGUAGUCCAACAUGCACACUGUCGAUAUCAGUGCAGCUAUUGUUUUUAUAGAGCUGCAACACAAUCUUACGUAGAACUACAUCAGGCUAAAAGUCAUGAGGGUCGUGUGGUUUCUGUCUUACAUGGCACUACAAUAAGAGACAAAAUGCCUGAUGGCUGCAUUGAUCGCCAUGAAAGUGUGAAGCCAUUUAUUUGCCAGCAAGAAUGCGGAAAAAGUUUUUAUAUUCCUGAGGCGUUUAUGACGCAUUUAAAAACAAUCCAUGGCCCUUUGCUAUCCGUUUACCAGUGUCAUUUAUGUCCAGCAACUAGCUUGAAACCGGAACAACUUGUAUCUCAUUACAAAUUGCAUGGCAUAUACAAAUACCAGUGUAUGUAUUGCCUUAAUGGAUCAGAUUUGUCUUGGGAGUUGCACAAUCACCUUAGUAACUUUCAUUCCAAUUUGCCACCGUAUGUUGUUGAACGUAGUCUCUUGCCACAGAGAUCGACAAGUCAGGAUGUGAUAGAUCAACUAAUUGUGAAAAAUGUAGAAGAGGAUUUUCAAUUCACGAAUCUAGUAACCACUGUCGAGGAUAUUCCUGAGGAAGAUUGGCAAGUAUCAAAAAACCUGUCCUUGCAGGAUUGUAUAAAAAAUUCUGGAAUUUUAACUGAAACACCAUCAAAAGAGAAGUUACCUGUCGUCAAGGACAUAAGAGGCAAGAUAAGCAUCUUAAAACGAAACUUGUUUCCGCAAACUUCGUACAAUCGUGAUGGACAAAGUAAUGUCACGAGUGCAGCUACUUCACAAAAUUGUGCACAGCAAUCCAAAGAUGAUGAGAGCCCGAGUAAGAGGAUAUCUUUACCAGAAGUCGAUGGGUUUGACGAAUAUUCCUCACGAUUUGACAUAAAUGAGCCGUCAAUUCAAUCACCGUCUAAUACAGCAGGUGAGAAUAUUACCUCCUCGAAUUCAUCAGAAUGUGGUAUGGAGAGAAGACCAUCGCUUGAAUAUUCUAAAACAAAUACUAUCGAUGGCCACUGGACAACAAGAUCCCAGUCGCAAAAAUCACCUCAUCCAACUGAUUUUGAAGAAAGGUCAUUCAAUUUCGAUUUUGCUGUCGAUCCAUUAAGUAUACCUGAAAAGCUGAAAGCUAAUAAUCAAAUUAUAAAACAUGCCAAGGUAGACAACUCUAGAACCUUCAAUAACUUUCUGACACAGAAAGAGUCUAGUAAUUCAGUGCUCAAAUCAAAAAAUGCAAGUCCAAGGAAAAUCUUUAACAAUGAAGACAGUGAUAUAGAAAUAUUAGAAGACAACCUAGAUAUCAGUAACAAAUCAAAUAAGCCCGAAAUAAAAAUUGAUCAAAAUGUCGAUAAACAAAUUAAAUUAGUGGAAGAUAGUUCAAUAAAUGCCGAAAAGACGCAAGAAUCACCAGUGACUCCUGUCACAAGUAAUACUGAUAACUCGAAUGAAGAUAUUGAUCCAAAUAGGACCGUGACAACAGCACCGGAGGAGAUAAAAGUACCUCUUACUUUAGACGAUAUUAAAGAUACAGGAUUUGCAGGAAAAGAUUUGUAUAAAUGCGGAAAUGAUAGUUGUAACUUUAGUACAGAUAUCGUCGAACUUUUAAAAUGCCACUUGGCAAAUUGCAAUUCCUCCACCGACGGAAAGUCCCUAAGCUGUGCCCAUUGCAAGAAGCGAUUUGUGAAAGUGGGGUUCCUAUUAGAACAUUUAAAGACACACGGCUUGAAACGUUUCGGCUGCUCAUUAUGUUCAAUGAGAUGCACUAUGCCUUACCAAGCUAUGGCCCACAUGAAGUCCAAGCAUAAAUUUUCUUCUAAUAAAUUAGUGCCUGCAGAUCCCAAAAAUCCAUCCACCGAUGGUUUAUUUGUUGUUCAACCACUACGUGGCGUCCCAGAAAAAGGAAAAGGUAAAAAGAAGUUGUCUACUAAGGCGGCAGAUAAAGAAUCUGAAAAAUGCAUGGAUGUUGAGAAACUAUCCUUCAAUCCUGACGAAAUAGACACGUUACCCCGACAAGCUAUUUACAAUCGAGAAGUAUUAUGUGCAGUUUGUCCUUACUCAACUAAGGUGAGAACUAACAUGAUUCGGCAUCUGCAACUUCAUGCUAAAGAUGAAACUGUCCCAGAAUCUGGGCCGGUUAAUCCAGUUCCAUGCCUAGACAAGAAAGAGAGAAUGUUUGAUAAGAUGGUAAACUUAGCUAGCAGUUCGCACCAAAAUGGUCGCAUGGGAAGCAAAGUACGGGAAACCAGUAAAGAAGACAUAGACGAUUCUUCUUUACCCAAGUUUGUCCCCGAACACAAAAGAUAUGUGUGUGGCGUCGCUGAAUGCAAUUAUUUGACUGUGGAUGACACGAUGUUGCGCUGUCAUCUGAAAGCUCUACACUCUGAUGAGCCAUAUUUUCGCUGUCCACACUGCUUAACACCGCAGCCAGGACAAGACGUACAAAAUAUAGGAAUAGAUAAAAUGGGAAUUCACUUAAAAAUGCACGACUCUAGAUUAUACAAGUGCUCGCACUGUAAUCACCACCAUUACCACAGGCACGUUGUAGAGAGGCAUCUCACAGAUAAGCAUUCGGACAAAAGGCCGUUUGUGAAAGUGAUCAGAGAACCUGAAACCAUUGAAACUGCACAGGCUGUACAAGACGAAGGUGGCGAAGAUGAUGCCCCUGACCGUGAUGGUAACCAUUGGAAAUGUAACCUGUGCGAUUUCAAAUGCAUUUAUAAAAAUGAGAUGAUUUCUCAUGCGUCAACAGAACAUGAUGAACGAGCACAGUUCAAAUGUAGCGAAUGCACUUACAAAAAUUCUGGAAAAAUAAACAUUGAACAGCAUUUUCUUUCCAAGCACUCUGCUUCGCCGCAAGUAAAAUAUGACAUGGUCUAUCAAAAAAUUAAGGGAACUGUGAAAAAACCUGCCGAAGUAACGGACCAAGCUGGAAGUGAUGAACCAUUCGAUACAACCCCACUGUGGAGGCGAGAUAUGCCAAGAGUUCGACACAUUCGCGGUAUCCUUUUGGAAGAUGAAGAUGCUGUAACCGCUAAUGAAUCCCCCACUAAGGGUACCAAACGCAAAAGCGAGGGCAGUGAUGUCAUGGGAAAGCCAUCAAAAUUGAAAUCUACCAAAACAUUGUCUACUGAAACAGUGAAAUUAAGUGACGAAAAACCCAAAGUAGUAUGGCCUAAAACUCCAAUAGGCAAGACGAUAUUGGAACCGAAUAGCUCAGUGAAUGAGCGGGUGAGCAAGACUCGAGCUGUUGACAAAUUACGAUCAAUAGACAAAUCUGAGAGCGAGAAAUUCUCUGAGAGUACAGAAGUUGCAGCGACUGAUACCAACGUUACAGAAGAUUUUACCGAAUUGAGUGAUUCGGAUAUGGGUCAAUUUGGGCCUUAUGGAAAACCCAAUGGUAUAAUGUACGUUUGCACACUUUGUAGCAAUUUUGAGACCCGAUAUAAACAUGAUUUGAGAGAUCACCUAUACCGAGAAUUGAAGUAUAAAACAUGGCACUGUCGAACAUGUGGCUUUUUAUCUGUAAAUCGUCACACGUUGGUCAAACAUAUCAGAAAACAACAUACUGGCUCAAGUCCUGAUUAUGAAAUGCUCACUCCUGAUUAUUCAAUUGAAGAAUGGGUGAACACCCUUUUGCAAAGGCAGACAAAUAUUAUAAAGGGAAUAUCGAAUAAAUCCAGCCCACGCGUAAGCGCAGAUAAAGCGACGUCGUCUGUAAUUGAACCAGCUUCUCCACAGCCCGCAACGCCCACAAAAGAAAUUACUACUGUAGCGGAAUCCCCGGUGAAAACCCCGGACAAAAAUUCCGACCCUCUGGACUCUACACAUGCUAUCGACAGUUCGCAAAAUACUUCCGUUGUCUUAGAUGCAAAAGCAGAUCCAGAUUUGGACGAAACCAGCAAGGAUAAUAACGAUCUUGUCAUUGAUCUGAAGGAUGACGUUUUGGAAGAAACUGAUAUACUAGAUCCAGAAGCAGCGCUAGACAAAUCUGAAGAUAAGAAAAGCGGAGAAAAAGUUCCUGUACUCUCUUGCAAGCACUGUAAGAUGAAAUUCACCAGAUGGCGAGGUUUCAAAUUGCAUGUGCAAGUAAAUCAUUUGAAGCGUUUAAAUUUUCUUUGUCCGUAUUGUGAUAGGAGUACUAACUCCGAACAAAUGAUGCGCCAACAUAUUCGUACUAAACAUUCUGGAAUGGCAGAGAAAGUUAUACCGAAUCCUGCAGUUGGUGGUCCAGAAUUAACUAAUGACUUUUGGGAGAAAGAAUAUGGUUUAAUUUGCCCGGGUAGGAGCUCGAAAAAACGCAAGCGUAAACCACCUGUUGAAGAAAAUUUGGUUAUCAGGAUAAAUACUAAUCCCCCACACAUCUGUAAACUGUGUGGGUUCACUGCUGUGAAUCUUACCGGUCUUAAGGCUCACUCACGGAUGCACGCGAAUAAAAGUACCCUGAAAUGUGCCUAUUGUCCAUAUAGUGGCGCCGUUGAUACUGAUAUCGCUCAACAUCGUAAGAUCAGUCAUCCACAUUUGCCUUUUAAAGUCUCAAACAUCAGCUCGGCCGAUACCCUUAUGCAGAGCAUAAUUCCACGUCAACAGAAGAAGGUCACCUUUGUGGAAUAUAGUGAUGACAUCGAGGAAGAACAAGUGCCUUCAACUACUCCCACUUCCCAGAAGCUUGUCUAUUGUUGCUAUUAUUGUAAUUUACGCAGUAGCAAAUUGGAGACUGUAAGAAAUCACUGGGAAAUGGUACACAGGGAAUCAAAAGAGCCUAAUGAAUCUGUGAAAUGGAAAACUGGAUUACCUUUUAGAUACAAAGAAAUGCCCAUGCCACUCCCUUCACCUCAGAAACUGAUGCAGUGUGGAUAUUGUGAUAAGAAAGCUGGAAAGGGAGCACUCAAAGUGCACAUGAGGAAGAAGCAUGCCGAAUUAACUCCUCUGUUCAUCGAAAUAUCAGAUAAUACACAAGAGGGUUGGAUAUGUCAGUGGUGCAACGAAUUUUGUGAGACAGAAGGUAAAAUGGAACAUCACCAGAACAUGUUUCAUUCACACUUGCCAUGGCACUUUAAGAAACAGGAGCAGCCGAAAGGGCUCAGUUGUCCGGAGUGCUCUUACAAUACUAUGUCUACCGCUGUAAUGAGGAAGCAUGUUGUUGAGCAUAUAAAUCUUUUCAAGUGUAAGCAUUGCGAAAAAACUUUUACAAACCCGACGCUUGUGGUGAAUCAUAGUUCGUCGGUACAUCCGAAGUUGGAAUUGAAAAUAGAGAGUAUAUCGAACUAUGAGUUGCUCAUAGAAAAAAUGAUGGCUAAAGUCAAUUGUAACAAUGAUCAACAGUCUGUGAAAAGUGAAACCAUAACCGAAGAAGCACCAGUUAUGAAGAAGUCCAAGAGCCAUGCGGUUGCAAAGAAAUCAACUGCCAAACUCCCAACACGAAUUCCUUCCUCACCCGGUAAAAUUCGAUGUGUCGCUCGCAAGUCCACUAACCCUUCAUCUAAGCAUCUGCUAGGCUUCCGGCUUGAUAUGGAUGAGGACUUUUCGGAAACGAACCAAAAUUCACGUCCCUUCAAGCCAUUUCAAGGAUUUUCGUAUUAUGGUAUCCCUGCCACACCGAUUAGCUUAGGUAGCCUGAAUACAUACAUGUCAGUUGGUGGACACCAAAUGAAAGUGAACUGUACAACACUCGGCCAGCUAAUGAAUAUCAAUCCAAAAGUAAUAGUGAAAGAUCUCAAGCAAGAUCUCAAAAAUUCGUCAGUGUUCUUGAAUCGAAAGUAGAAGAAAGUAAUUUCUGUUUUAUUCUGCAAUUUCAUGCACUAUGAAUGAUCGAUGGAGAGAAUUACAGUGAAAAACAUCUUUGUUGUCUUUUCAACAACUCAAGCUUGUCAAACGAACUUGUCUCUGUUGUCUUUAGGGUAUUAUCAGCUUAUAUCUUUACUAUCAGUAUUGGACUAUAAAAUAGAUCGCAUCAUCCCCAUUUCUUGUCUUCUAAGACGAGUACAUUUUUUUCUUGGUAUCUUUAGAGCACAAUCAUUUAUUUAUUCAUUUUUUGUCUGCAAACACAUGUAGCAAUAGUUUUUAUAGUCAUCAGUUUGAUUUUAUUCAUUACUCAAUGUUACGGCAACCUUUCUGUGUUUACUUGUAUAUCUUCAUACGAUAAAUUAAACAUCCAUAGUCAGUAUUUCCGUAUUAUCAAAUUAUUUUUGUCAAGUAUUUACAGCCAUGUGAUAAUGUUAUUUCAUCAUAUCUGGGUACAUUUGAACUUGAUUCUUACAUCACAUGUUUUCUAGUAAAAGUGAUAUUUAUAUUUAAAAUAUAAAAAUGAAUUUGGUUUAUGAAUUUCUAUCUAGUUUGCAAAUGCAGAAAUAGUACUGGCAAUCAAUUACCAUUCUCGAUAAGUUACAACUCUGCUAAUUUAAUUGUUCUGAUGAUUUAGGAAAACAACAGAACAUAUGUCAAAACAUAGUUUUGAUCUGAAUUUAAUUCCAGUUGUAAUUUAUUGAAUGCGAUAAGCGUUCAUAGGUGUAUAACUGGGUUUCUAGCGGAAGUGUGAAUACUAGAUACUAUUAUAAUCGAUACUUCGUCAUUAGGAUCAUCACGAAUCAUAUGAAUGCAUAUGCUGAAAUUCUACCAUUGGUGAUGAUCUUAAGAGUUUUAGUUUUGUUGCGUUAUUCAUUGUCAAUGUCCCCCAAGAUUAAAUUUUGUUAUAAGUUUUUCUUCUUGUGAUGGGAGAAUUUGGGAGAAAGGAUACGUUGUUUUGAAAAGACAAGACUGACGAGUGUCCGGUAGCAUAGAUUUAAUUCUAAGCCUAGAUUUUUAAAACCUGUACAUACUCUGUAUCAUACAAACUUGAAUAAAUAUUUUUGAUUUUUAUAAUCGUACUAAAA
Athalia rosae (coleseed sawfly) is the source of this 16748-nucleotide messenger RNA. RefSeq lists its product as uncharacterized. Lineage: Eukaryota; Metazoa; Arthropoda; Insecta; Hymenoptera; Athaliidae. Bases 1192 to 15639 code for a protein of 4815 amino acids. Gene Ontology annotation, cellular component: nucleus. Gene Ontology annotation, biological process: regulation of gene expression. The record is from RefSeq and is a predicted model, not a curated record. The transcript is spliced from 17 exons.